Molecule: messenger RNA, 9283 nt
Organism: Ectocarpus sp. CCAP 1310/34
Lineage: Eukaryota; Phaeophyceae; Ectocarpales; Ectocarpaceae
Source: the annotation of a GenBank genome assembly
AUACGCUCUCUUCAUGACCUAUUUUGGCAUUCGAGUGUAGUCAGUGCGCGAGAGUCCCUGUUUCACGACCUUUAGUUUUGUCUACGAUAUAAGAGAAUAUUCUCUUAUAGUGAGAUACUAUUCAAGAGAAUUCUCUCUUAUACCGUAGCCAACACGAUGUAACAGAAAGCCGGAUUUAAGAGAGUGAAAUUGGCUUGUACCGACCCUCUCUUAAACCGUAGCCGCUACUGUACCUGACCAAGGUGCUGGAACUCCGGCACGGCGUUAUGAUGGUCGGGCCCUCCGGCAGCGGCAAGACCAGCGCAUGGCGGUGCUUGCUCUCCGCGCUGGAAAUGCUGGACGGCGUGAAGGGCGAAGCGCACGUCAUCGACCCCAAGGCCAUUGGCAACAAGGCGCUCUACGGCAACUUGGAUCCGACCACGCUCGAGUGGACGGAUGGCAUCUUCACCAAGGUGCUGACGAACAAGCGCGGCGAGAAGGCUCGUCGGCACUGGAUCGUAUUCGACGGGGACGUAGACCCGGACUGGGCGGAGAACCUGAACAGCGUUCUCGACGACAACAAAAUCCUUACCCUGCCAAGCGGGGAGAGGCUGGAGGUCCCGGACAACGUCCGCAUCAUGCUUGAAGUGGACAGCUUGCAGUAUGCGACGCUUGCCACGGUCUCUCGGUGCGGCAUGGUGUGGUUCUCGGCUUCCGAGCAGAAUGGGGUCGACUCCGACACCUCGCCCAACCCGGGCACGGUCACGAACGACAUGCUUUUGCGCCAUAAGCUCAUGCGACUGCGGUCAGACCCGGUAUCGCUGCUGGAGGGAUCGUCUUCUGCCGUCGGUGUUCCCGGCGGGGAGGCAGCUGGCGGAGGGCAGGGGCUGGCGCCGUCUACAGCUCAGCUGGACUUCGCCCAAGUGCUGGAGCCGCACUUCCACGCCGCGGGUCCGCUCGUCCCCGGUACGGACGGCGGGAGCUUCGAUGAUGAUCGUCUCUUCCCCGUGGCCCUCGAGCUGGCACUGUCGAGGCCGCAGGUCAUGUCCAGCACGAGGGAGCGUCUCGUUGAGAGCGCGUGCUCGCUGCUGGAAAGGGGCGUAGGGCUGGUCUUGGAGUACAACGAGGGACACCCAGAUUUCCCUCUCCCCGCGGACGUUCUGAGCCGGUUUGCCGUCCGGUGGCUGCUGCACUCUCUCAUGUGGGGCCUUGGAGGCAGCAUGGACGCCAAGGGGAGAGCAGAACUUGGAGAGGUCUUGAUCCACCACUCGGGGUUGGCGCCGCCUGCCGAUGGUGCCGACCUCACUUCGCUCCAGGUCCGAGUGGAGGACGGCGAGUGGUGGGCGUGGUCGGAUUCGGUUCCUAAGACACAGCUCGAGCCACACCGCAUCGUCAGCUCGGAUGUCGUCAUUACCACCACGGACACCGUAAGGCAUGUGGAGGUGCUCAAGGCGUGGCUGGCUUCCCACAAGCCCCUCAUCCUCUGCGGACCACCCGGCUCGGGCAAGACGAUGACGCUCACGUCGACUCUGCAGGCCAUGCCGAACCUUGUCCUGGCUAGCCUCAACUUCUCGAGCUCUACCGACCCAAACCUGAUCCUGCAGGCUUUCCAGCAGCACUGCGAAUACGUGCGUACUCCCCGCGGGGUGGUUCUGCAGCCGAUGGCCUCUUUGGGCUUGGGCAAGUGGCUAGUCAUCUUCUGCGACGAAAUAAACUUGCCGUCUCAGGACAAGUAUGGCACACAGCGGGUGGUGUCUUUCCUGCGGCAGCUGACGGAGCAGGGUGGGUUCUGGCGGGCGAGCGACAAGACCUGGGUCAAGCUGAAUCGGGUCCAGUUUGUCGGAGCCUGCAACCCCCCUACGGACGCAGGUCGGCAAGUCUUGCCGCCUCGGUUCCUUCGGCAUGCCCCUCUCCUCUUCGUCGACUCCCCGGCUCGAGAAAGCCUUGAGCAAAUCUACGGGGCCUUCAACUCGGCGCUGCUCAAGCUGCACCCGCCGCUCAGGGGCCACCUGGACGGCCUGACGAACGCCAUGAUAGAGUUCUAUCACCUCAACCAGGCCAAGUUUACCGCCGAUCAACAUCCACAAUACAUCUACUCUCCCAGAGAGCUGUCCCGAUGGGUGCGAGCCCUGUACGAAGCAAUGAAUCCCCUGGAUGCCAUGACUCUGGACGAGCUGGUGAGACUGUGGGCGAACGAGGCGCUGAGGUUGUUCCACGACAGGCUGGUCACGCAGGAGGAGCAGGACUGGUGCCAGGAGAAGGUCGACGAGGUUGCGAAGAAACACUUCCCUGGAGUCUACUCGGCGUUGAAGAGGCCUCUUCUCUACAGCUCGUGGCUGUCCAAGGACUACACGAGUGUCAAGCAAGAAGACCUGCGGCAGUUCUUGCUGGCCCGACUGCGCAUCUUCUACGAGGAAGAGCUCGACGUCCCCCUCGUCCUGUUCGAUGGGGUUCUCGAGCACGUGCUGCGUAUCGAUCGGGUGCUACGCCAGCCGAUGGGCCACCUGCUGCUAGUUGGAGAAGCGGGUGCGGGGAAGACGGUGUUGAGCCGCUUCGUGAGCUGGAUGAACGGCCUCGCCAUCUUCCAGGCGAGUCGGGUGAAAGCCAGCAACCGGUACACGCUGGAGCACUUCGACCAAGACCUCCGGUCGGUGAUGUGGCGUGUCGGCGUGCAGGGCGAGCAAGUGUGUUUCAUCUUCGACGAGAGUAACGUCCUGUCUCCGGCCUUCCUGGAAAGGAUGAACGCCCUCUUGGCCUCAGGGGAGGUGCCUGGGCUGUACGAGGGUAAAGAGCUGACGGCCCUCAUGGCGGGGUGCCGCGAGGCUGCCCAGAGGGACGGAGUGCUGGUAGACUCGGAGGAUGAGCUCUUCCGACGGUUCACCACGAAGGUACAACGAGGGCUCCACGUGGUUUUCACGAUGAAUCCAGCGAGCGAUGGCUUUGCGGGCCGCUGUGCCACCUCCCCGGCCCUGUUCAACAGAUGCGUCGUCGAUUGGUUCGGCACGUGGCCCACCAAGGCUCUGGCGCAGGUUGGGUACGAGUUCACGUCUCACGUGGACACAGGCACGUCGGAGUGGGACAUCGACGAGGCGCACCCCCUAAUGGAGGCCUUGGACGGGCUGUUGGCAGCGGGCGGAGAGAUGCCCAGGCGUGCGCUCGUGGCUGCUCUCGUCGGCGUGCACGGGAGCGUGAAGGAACAGUCUGCAAACCCUCCUGUGCACUCUUCGGCGGUGCGGCACUACGUCUCCCCCAGAGAUUUCCUUGGUCUCAUCCGUGCCUUCGUGGCCCUCGUUAAUGAGAAACGGGCAGAGCUUGAGGACCAGCAGAUACACCCGCUGGCUCCGCAACGCGUCGGUGAUGGAAGGCCGAUCGCCAUCGACGUGUCACUGUAUCCACCGGUCAUGCUGGGGCACGGUAACAAAUGGAAUGCUCUGUACAUGGUGGCACAUGCAUCGCGUUGCUUGCAGCUGCACAUCAACCUCGGGCUGAACAAGCUGAGAGAGACGCAGGCCGGUGUGGAGGACAUGCAAAAGGGGCUGGCUGAGAAGGAGAGGCGCCUCAGGGAGAAGGACGAACUGGCCAACGCCAAGCUGCAGCAAAUGGUGUCCGGACAGAACGAGGCUGAGAGGCGCAAGGGCGAAGCGGAGAUCCUCAGCAAGGACUUGCAGCAACAGAACGACCGCAUCGCGCAGAGGCGACACCAGGUGAUCAGCAAGGCAGAUUUCAUCGCCACCGUGGUUAACUUCGACACGGACUCGUUGACGAACCCGGUCAUCAAGACGGUGGAAGACGUCUUCAAGGCUGCUGGCGACCUUACCGCUGACUCCGUCACCAGGGCCUCCAAGGCCUGCGGACCGCUCUACAACAUAAACUUCAGCCGCAUCGCCAUCAUGGUGCAGCCUCUCAAGGACGAGAUCGUGGCCCUGCAACUAGAGAGCGACAAGGCUACGCAGCAGAUGAGCGUCAUCGAGACCCAGAUAGACGAGCUCCAGGAAAGCAUCGCCAGGUACAAGGAGGAGUACGCGGAGGCCAUCAGGGAGAUUGAGGCGGUCAAGUCUGAGAUGGAAGCCGUCAAGCAGAAGGCGAGCAAAAGUAGUCCACCGUGUGGUUCUUUUGUUCUGGCCUAUGCUUGCCGUGUUGGCUGCUAUGUGUUGCGAAUGUUUCGGAUCCUUUGUUGUGCUGCGCAGGUUACCCGAGCGGAAGCUCUCCUGAGGAACCUGGAGCAGGAGCGCGACCGCUGGAGCCUGUCGUCCGAGAGCUUCACCAAGCAGCUGGAGUCCCUCAUCGGCGACGGUCUCCUCGCCGCGGCAUUCGUCACAUACGUCGGAGUGUUUGACUACCGCACCAGAAAGUCUCUUCUUGCGGAGUGGCGUAUGAUCCUCACCGACAUCGGGGUACCUUUCCGCCAAGAGCUGUCGCUAAGGCAGUACCUCAGUACGGCCAAACAAAGGCUGGAGUGGCAGGGAAUGGGACUGCCUGCGGACGACCUGUGUCUGGAGAACGCGGUGGUGCUGGAAAGGUUCAGCCACAGAUUCCCACUUGUGGUCGAUCCCGCCGGUCAGGCCACCCAUUUCCUCCUCAACAAGUACAAGGAGCGGAAGAUUGCCACCACCUCCUUCCUGGACGCGUCCUUCAUGAAGACGCUUGCGAGCGCCAUCCGCUUCGGCACUCCCUUGCUCGUCCAGGACGUGGAGACAGUCGACCCGGUGCUCAACCCGCUCCUCAACCGCGAGCUGCAGCGGACGGGUGGCCGUACGCUCAUCCGCCUGGGCGCCGAGGACAUUGACUACAGCCCCGACUUCCUGCUGCUGCUGGUCACGAGGAACCCGGGGGCGCGAUUCGCCCCUGACCUGUGCUCAAGGGUGACAAUUGUCAACUUCACCGUCACUCCUGCGAGCCUGCAUAGUCAGGCGCUCGGAUCCCUGUUGAGAUCGGAACGGCCCGACGUGGAGCAGCGGAGAACUCAGAUGUUGCAACUUCAGGGCGAGCAGAGCGUCAAGCUCCGUCAGCUGGAGGAGCGUCUUCUGGACACGAUCAGCGCAGUGGAGGGUACGAUCCUUGACGACGACACGGUAGUGAAGGCCCUCGAAGACCUCAAGGGCGAAGCGGGAGACGUUGCCAAGGAGGUGGAGCACACUCGCGAUGUGAUGUCAGAGGUGGAGGCUGUCUCGAACCAGUACGAGGCCUUGGCCGUGUCGUGCAGCCAGCUGUACUUCGCGCUCGAGACGCUAAGGGACGUUCACUUCCUUUAUCACUUCUCGCUGAGGUUCUUCCAAGACAUUCUGGCCCAGGUCCUUGCCAGCUCCAAGCAGAGUACCAAGGCAAUGGUGGCGUCGUCCAGCGGCAAAGUAGACGCCACGACCAGACUCGCCAUCCUCAAGGCCCGGCUUUUCCGUGCGGUGUGCAAGAGGGUCUGCAAGGGCCUUCUCAACAAGGACCGCCUGCUUUUCGCUCUCAGGCUCGCCCAGCUGUACGUUGAAGACGACGUCGAAAAGUCGCCGACACAGGAGGAGCUAGAGGCGCUGCUCAGGGCCGCUGGGGUUGGGGCUGGUGCUUCGACAACUCGCACAGGCGAGGUACCAUCGAUCCCGGGACGCGAGCUCUCAGAGCGGCAGUCACGCGACAUCGGGGCCCUGCUGUCCCUCCCAUCGCUCAAGCCGCUUCCCGAACACCUCUCUGCCAAUCCGGAAGAGUGGUGCCGAGUGCUGGACGAAAACGACGCCGAGAACUUCCUGCCGACGAGCGGCUGGACGGCCGAAGGGGUCUCUAGAGAGAGGCAGGCGUUCUUGGCACUCGCGGUUGUGCACGCGCUCCGACCAGACCGCACCAUGGCGGCCGCGGAAGAUCUGGUUGGGAGUGUGUUUUCGGCCCCGGACGAGGGCGCCGAAGGCGAAGGAGACCAGGGGGAGACCGGCUUGCCGUGGAACGAGGCGCUUGAUUUGGAGGCGUCUGUGAGGGAGGGGCCUGGCCCUGAAGCCCCGGUGCUGCUUUGCUCGGAGGCGGGCCACGACGCCAGCUGGAAGGUGGAUGCGCUUUCGGGCUCCAUGUCUCGGCCCAUGCAGUCGGUGUCCAUGGGGUCCUCGGAAGGGUUUGACAUGGCCGAGAGGGCUUUACACCUGGCCUCCAAGCAAGGGUCAUGGGUGCUGCUGAGAAACACCCACUUGUGCCCGGAGUGGCUGGGAGGGUUGGAGAAGAAGCUCAGGGGUCUGGCCUUACACCCGUCCUUCAGACUCUUCCUAACAUCGGAGGUGCACCCAUGCUUACCGCCAAGCCUGCUCAGAGCUAGCGAGGUGCUGGUGGUAGAGGCGCCGUCAGGCGUGAGAGCUAACGUCCUUCGUUUCCUGAGGGAAGUUCCCAAAGAGCGCAUUGCCAAGCGUCCAGUGGAGCGGAGCAGGCUGUACGUGCUUCUAGCAUGGCUGCAGGCCGUUGUGCAAGAGCGACUGCGAUAUGUGCCCCUUGGUUGGAGCAAGCGGUACGAGUUCAGCGAGGCGGACGCGACCUGCGCUCUUCAGGCAAUCGACAGCUGGGUCGACGGGGCCGCGCACGGUGCGCAACACAUCAGCCCAGAAAAGGUGCCGUGGGAAGCUCUGCGUGCUCUACUGGGUCAGAGCGUAUAUGGCGGGCGCGUCGACAGCGUGUUCGACCAGCAGCUGCUAGAAGGCUUUGUGGCUUCCCUUUUUCAGCCCAAGUGCUUCGACCUCAACUUCCCGUUGUGCAGCGCGCACGACGGUGACACAGAGCAAGCGUCGGCGUUGGUGUCGCUGCCCGACGCGACUAGCCCGGAUGCCUUCAUCAAAUGGGCCAGCAGCCUGCCCGCCAGCAACCCUCCCACGUGGUUGGGGCUUGCUCCUAACGCGGAGGCGGCACUGUUGGCUACCAGGGGCGAACAGCUCCUCUCGACUUGGCAGUUGAUUCAGGAUGACGGCAGUUGGGCUGAGGCAGCUGCGGUGGCGUUGACGACGGGAGAUGAGGUGGGCACCGGUGGCAAAGAAGUGAGGCUGGAGCAGCUGCUGCAGCGGACCCAGAGCUGGUUGUCGAGUUUGCCGACAACCAUCGGCAAGGAGAGAUCGGCUGGCGGCCAGGAUGACUCCGAAGAAGGUGAUGCGUUGCAUCGCUGCCUGUGUCGCGAGGUGUCGAAAGCGUCAGCGUUGUUGUGCAGGGUUCGCGGAGAUCUGGUGUCGGUGGAGAAGCUGUGCCGGGGCGAGAUCAAGGCGACUAACGAGGUGCGCGCGCUCGUGGGCGCGUUGGCGAAGGACGUUGUCCCGGCAACCUGGAAGGCUGGUCUCGUGCAGGCUGACAUGGGUGUCGCCGGGUGGGUGGACGAUCUCACCAAGCGCCUCGACCACCUCGCCAGCGUCUCCAAGGCCGGGCCCAAGACUGGUCCCAGCGCCACGCCGUACUGGCUGGGGGGACUGUUCAGCCCGGAUGCGUUCGUGACGGCCAGUCGGCAGCAUGUGGCGGGGGCGCUUUCGUGCUCUCUGGAUGAGCUGGCUCUGUCCCUUGUGGUGGGCCCUCAAGAGGAGACAAGUGCUGACGAAGGCUCAUCAAUGGCGUUCCCGAUCAUCGGACUUGUGCUGGAAGGGGCCGGCUGGAGCGAAGCGGCCAAGACUCUAGCCUUCUCCAAGGACCACCGCAAGGCCCUGGCUCUUUGCCGCCUUUGCUGGACUAGACGCCCUGAUGGUGCAGCAGAGGGCCCUGGAGGGGACGAGUCCUUGCCUGGGGUGGCGGUACCGGUGUACUUGCACGCUCGGCGCAGUGACCUCAUCGUGACAGUGGCGCUCCCCGUGCCGGAGGAUGUGCCCCCCCUCGUGUGGCGACAGAGAGGAGUCGCGCUCCUGGCGUGGGGUCCUCCUGUGUAGCUCUGUGACUGGCAGAAGUAGUAGGUGUAAUACGAGGUUGUACGCCCUUGUAGUACCAAAGGACGGCGUAGCAUCGAGUCCAAGUUUUCGAGUGGAUCAAGAAAAAUAUGGGGUUUCGGGUGUUCUUGUGCCGUCCGGAAAAUUAAAUCCACCACUAGACGUGCUGAUUAUUGUUAGGGGACGCUCAAUCACACUUGAGAGGGCUCCCUCCAUGUCGCGCGGCAUACAUGUUUCGUGUUUGACCUGGUCGUGCGGUACUUGCGUGUCGAGUAGUGCUCCUCAAGUCUCAAGAGGCCGGGAAGGAUGUUUCACGGGGAUUGUUUUAGUCACAGCCGGUUUUCGGCUUUGGGCGUGGUUCCCAAACUUUUUUUCUCUAGCUGUUCACGGCCAGACCUUGAAUACGCACGUGGUCGUCUUUGGGGCACGACGGCCGAGUCUUGAACCGGGUUGAAUGCGGCGUAGUUCCACCCCCAAUAAGUCUGACGUGAUCGCACAUCGAGGGUGCUGAGUCAUGUAUUGAAAGCAGAAAAUAGGCUCUGAGCAUGAAGUGACGCUGCAAUUGUUCCAUUCACAGCAAGAUUGAAGGCAAGAGUUCGGUCACUCAACAUGGCUGACAGUUCGGUUGGCAACUCGCACAACACCGCUGGCCCUCCAGCCUGGGUUGUGGGCUCGAAGCUCUCUAGAGGGAGAACUAUCGGCAUCGUGACCACAAGUACACACGACAAAGAAGGUGUCUGCUACACCCUUCUCGUGUGAUGUUGUGAUAUUGUGAUAUUGUGAUGUUGUGAGGGCAAGCACAGCAAGGGGCAGGUGGGGAUUUCCUCCUGAUUUCACUGAACACCCAAAACAGAUGGGACGACAUCCACCCGCGCGUAUGUCUUUGGCCAGCUGCUUGCCGAACCCGGUAUUCUCUUGUAUUCUACAGGUUGGUUUAGUUUCGCCAGCCUCGAAUAUUUUCGGUUAACACAGGUACUUCUGACCGCGACAGAUCGGAAAGGGGGUGUCCCCACGGCCGUGCCUGCCAUCAGUACAUGUAUGGUCCAAGAUAUCAGCCAUCAAUACUUGACUCCUCACCCCAACUACCACCAUCACCCUGGUUAGCUAGCGCGUCCUAUCGUCUUACAUCGCGACCCAUGCCCAGCUCGUCUACACGACGUCGUCCUAACCCCUCCCCACAAAUCACGGUCAUCCAAGUCCUCAUGGUAGUCACUUCCUCUGUUGAUUCGUCCACUUCUGGCUCCUAGUGGACCGCCCGCCGAUCCCAAAGGAGUUGUUGCCGCUCACAGGGCAACCUCUUCCGUGAGAUCCGUUCCCCAAGUCGCUGUUGUUGUAACCGGAACGGGAUGACGAUGAGCUGACGGUGCGGGCACCUCCUCCAUCUCCCAUGGAGGUAGAACAGCGACGGUCGGUGUGUUCGUGGGACUUGUAGUCGACGCGACUCCCCU